AUGUCCAAAGCACUAGUCAGACCAAAGCUGAACCUUUACUCAACAUACCAAUAUUGGUAUUCAAAAAAGGUGUUGAGUAUAACGAAUCUGCCAUGGUUUUAUGUACAAGGAUCCUCAAGCAAAAUCUUGAAAAUCAACUUUUAUUCAUGCACUAUUGCUGUGCUGCACACAUUUCAAGCCUUGCUUGCACAACAAGGUUUUGAAAUUAUAGAUGUGCAAGUUGAUUUAAUAAGAAAUCUGAUGUCUAAAAUUAAAGGCUCAGUAAAUUUAUGUGAUUCAAUAAGAGGACUUUGUAAUGUUGAGAGAGUUGAUCACCUGAAACCGGAAAUUGAUAUAAAAACCAGGCGGGACAUCACAUUCUGUAUGGAGACGACAUUACGUACGUUGGGAACUGAAGAAGCAUCCAUUCAAAAUCUUUUACCUGAUAUAAAUGGUGUAAAACAAUUAAGAAAAUUAGAAAAUUGA
Messenger RNA from Entrophospora sp. SA101, 465 nucleotides. The record is from the annotation of a GenBank genome assembly. Lineage: Eukaryota; Fungi; Glomeromycota; Glomeromycetes; Entrophosporales; Entrophosporaceae.